Molecule: messenger RNA, 2706 nt
Organism: Rotaria sordida
Lineage: Eukaryota; Metazoa; Rotifera; Eurotatoria; Philodinida; Philodinidae
Source: the annotation of a GenBank genome assembly
AUGGAUCAAGUGAAAUCUGCAUUAAAAACAGUUCAACAAACGGUGACUGACGGUAUUCAUGAUCUUACUAAUAGUGAUAACAAUAAAAAGACAAAUCAACAAUCAAAAUCAUCAAAAAAACCUGCACCAACAGCUAAACUCAAAGCUAUUAAACAAAUUAGUAUUCGUGGUAUUCCAUUGUUAGAAAAUGUUCAAGGUGUAAAGAAAACUUUCAAUCGUCAUUUACAUUUUGCUGUUGUUAAAGAUCGUGAUGUAGCUACUGAACGUGAUUAUUAUCAAUCAUUAGCUUAUACUGUUCGUGAUCAUCUCGUUGGUCGAUGGAUUCGUACACACCAACAUCAUUAUGAAACUGAUGGAAAACGUGUUUAUUAUCUUUCCAUGGAAUUUUUUAUGGGACGAACAUUAGCAAAUACUAUGGUUAAUUUAGGCAUUGAAAAUGAUGUUGAUGAAGCUCUUUAUGAAUUAGGUUUAAAUAUUGAAGAAUUAGAAGAAUUUGAAAUGGAUGCAGCACUUGGUAAUGGUGGCCUUGGUCGAUUAGCUGCAUGCUUUCUUGAUAGUAUGGCUACAUUAGGACUUGCAUCAUAUGGAUAUGGUCUUCGAUAUGAUUAUGGAAUUUUUACACAAAAAAUUGAAGAUGGUUAUCAAAAUGAAUAUCCUGAUGAUUGGUUACGAUAUGGUAAUCCAUGGGAAAUAUCUCGACCAGAAUUUCUUGUACCUGUACAAUUCUAUGGUAAAGUUAUUGAAGAAAAUGGGAAAAUGAAAUGGAUUGAAACAGAAAUUAUUCAAGCUAUGCCAUUUGAUACACCGAUUCCUGGUUAUAAUAAUAAUGUUGUAAAUACACUACGAUUAUGGUCAGCUAAAGCACCAGGAAAAUUUAAUUUUCAAUUAUUUAAUGCUGGUGAUUAUAUACGUGCUGUUUCUGAACAAAGUUUAACAGAAAAUAUUACUCGAGUAUUAUAUCCAAAUGAUAAUUUUGAUGAAGGAAAAAUUCUUCGUUUAAAACAAGAAUAUUUCUUAGUAUCAGCAUCAUUACAAGAUAUAAUACGACGUUUUAAAAUCUCUAAAACUUAUACAAAAACAGGUAAACAACCUGAUUUUACACAUUUUCCAGACAAAGCAGCUAUUCAGUUAAAUGAUACACAUCCGGCAUUAUCCGUUGCUGAAUUAAUGCGUUUAUUAAUUGAUGAAGAAAAUUUUGAUUGGGAUCAAGCAUUUGAUAUAACAAAAAAAACUAUUGCUUAUACAAAUCAUACAUUAUUACCUGAAGCACUUGAACGUUGGCCAAUUACUAUGUUUGAAGCACUUUUACCACGUCAUUUACAAAUUAUUAAAGAAAUUAAUUCACGUCAUUUAGAUCUUGUAAAACAAAAAUGGCCUGGCGAUGAUCAAUAUUGUGAACGUAUGUCAAUUAUUCAAGAUGAAGUUGUUAACAUGGGUUAUUUAUCCAUUGUUGGUUCACAUGCUGUUAAUGGUGUUGCUCAAUUACAUAGUGAUUUACUGAAAUCUACAUUAUUUAAAGAUUUUUAUCAACUUAAUCCUGAAAAAUUUCAAAAUAAAACUAAUGGUAUAACACCACGUCGUUGGAUACUUUUAUGUAAUCCUGAUUUAUCAGAGAUAAUUGCAAAUAAAAUUGGUGAAAAAUGGAUAACAGAUUUAUCUCAACUAUCACAAUUACGUAAUUUUAUUACUGAUGAACAAUUUAUUCGAGAUGUUCAACGUGUUAAAUUUGAAAAUAAACAACGUUUAGUUUCUAUGUUUAAAAAUGACUAUGGCGUUGAUGUUAAUCCAAAUUCAAUGUUUGAUGUACAAAUAAAACGUAUACAUGAAUAUAAACGACAAUUAUUAAAUUGUCUUCAUAUAAUUACACUUUAUAAUCGUAUUAAAGAUAAUCCAAAUACAGAAAUUGUUCCACGUACAGUUAUUUUUGGUGGAAAGGCUGCACCUGGUUAUCAACAAGCUAAAUUAAUUAUCAAAUUAAUUUGUAAUGUUGGACGUACAAUUAACAAUGAUCCAAAAAUUGGUGGUCGACUUAAAGUUAUUUUUCUUGAAAAUUAUCGUGUUAGUCUUGCUGAAAAAAUCAUUCCUGCUGUUGAUUUAUCUGAACAAAUAUCUUUGGCUGGUUUGGAAGCAUCAGGUACAGGUAAUAUGAAAAUGAUGCUUAAUGGUGCAUUAACAAUUGGUACAUUGGAUGGUGCAAAUGUUGAAAUGGAUGAAGAAGUUGGACGUGAUAAUAUAUUUAUAUUUGGUAUGACAGUAGAAGAUGUUGAUGCAUUAAAAGGAAAAGGAUAUAACUCAAAAGAAUUUUAUGAACGUGAACCAGAAUUAAAACGAGUAUUAGAUCAGAUACGUGAUGGAUAUUUUUCACCAGAAGAUCCAAAUCUAUUUGUUGAUAUUAUUAAAAGUUUACUUGAUUAUAAUGAUUAUUAUAUGUUACUUGCUGAUUAUGCUGAAUAUAUUAAAGCACAUGAACGCGCUGAACAAUUAUUUAAAAAUCCAAUUGAAUGGACGAAAAAAGCUGUAUUAAAUAUAGCUGCAUCAGGUAAAUUUUCAUCUGAUCGAACAAUCGCUCAAUAUGCUACAGAAAUUUGGGGUGUUACACCAUCAGAUAAAAAAUUACCUGCACCAGAAGAAGGUCGGCCAGGAACGAAAGAUGAAGGAGAAAAACUCGAAUCAACACAACCACAUAUUCGACGACACGAUUAUUAA